Messenger RNA from Lodderomyces pseudojiufengensis, 279 nucleotides. RefSeq lists its product as uncharacterized. Bases 1 to 279 code for a protein of 92 amino acids. NCBI's taxonomy places the organism in Eukaryota, Fungi, Ascomycota, Pichiomycetes, Serinales, Debaryomycetaceae. The record is from RefSeq and is a predicted model, not a curated record. The transcript has a single exon.
AUGGAUAUUGAUAUGGGGCAAAUGAAUUAUGAUGCACAACAAGAAGAAAUCAGGAAGCAGCAAGAGGAAGAAAAGAUUAGAAAACUCAAAUUCCAAGAAGAAACGGAAGAAUUAGAACAGCUAUGGAACGAAAUUAAAGAACACUUGGACGAAUGUAUUCAGAAUAAAACCCCUUUUCCGCCAGGAUUAGCAAAUUUGAAGAAGGCGUUGCUUGAUUAUAUUGAGGCAAGCGAACAAUCAAGAGUGAGAAGUCGAAAACCAGGAAGAAAUGAAAAUUGA